CGGGAGCCACGUCUUCCCUGGCAGAGCGCUGCGCCGGCGACCUAGGGGUUUCUGGGGCUUCCGGGGCUUCUGGGAAGAUGGCGGACCUAGUGGCCCGUCGAUGAGGCGGUCGCGGGUGGAGCCUGGCUCCCGGGCCCGGAGACCAGCUGAGGGAGCGACCCAUGCGGGGCCUGGGGAGUCAUGGUCACCAUCACUCAGCUCCCUGCUUCGAGUCCUGCUCUCUGUCCAGGCCUCUCCUGCUUGGUUGUCUGGCCUGCUGCUGAUCCCACCAGUACAGCCCUGCUGUUUGGGGCCCAGCAAAUGGGGGAAGUAGCCUCUUGGAGGAGAGCCCCAUGCAGGCCCUGUGCAAGGACUGCAGUGGCUUCUGGAACAGGCGAAAAGUCCUGGGGAGCUGCUGCGCUGGCUGGGUCAGAACCCCACCAAGGUACGCGCCCACCACUACCUUGUGACACUUCGUCGGCUGAGCAAGCUCUUGGGGUCUCAGCCUUGGCCCCCUCCUGUGGAAUAGACCACACUGCAGGACUUGAGUCGACUCAUCAUCCAAAACUGCCCCCCCUUUGAUGUUCACACCAUCCAAGUGUGUCUGCACCUUGCAGUUUUACUUGGCUUUCCACCAGAUGGGCCCCUGGUCUAUGCACUGGAACAGGAGUAAAGGUUCUGCCUCCCUCCGAAGCCACCUCUACCUCUACAGCCUGCCCUCCGAGAGCCAAGGCCUGAGGAACUCACACCACAUAUGAUGGUGCUCUUGGCCCAGCACCGGUUGCAGGAGCCCCAGCUUCUAGAAGCCAUUGCCUGCUUCCUGGUGGUUCAGGAAAAUCAGCUCAACAGCAAGGUAGUACAGAAGCUGGUCUUGCCCUUUGGGUGGCUGAACUACCUGCCCCUGGAGAAACAGUUUAUGCCUUGCCUUGAGCAGGUCCUGGCAUGGGAAGCUGGGGUGACACCCCUAGCCAUAGUCAACAUCUUGAUGUCACUGUGCCAGCUUCGGUGCUUGCCCUUCAGAGCCUUGCACUUUGUCUUCUCCCUGGGUUUCAUUAAUUACAUCAGUGGUAGGCAACGUCUGGCUGGCUGGAGGGGGCCUAGGAGCCAAGGAUGGGGUGUCCAGAGGUUGGUGGCCCAGUGUGUCCUCAGUUCCUGCUUACCCACAGGCACCCCUCAUGCUCCAAUUGUGCGACACUACCUCUCCCUCCUUGACACAGCUGUGGAGCUGGAGCUCCCAGGAUACCAGGGCCCCCGCCUUCCCUGGGGACAGUGGGUGCCUAUCUUCCCAUAACCUCUCAUCACUGACUGAGCCUGCUGCAAAUACAGCCACAAGGACAUAGUUGCUGAGGGGCUGCGGCAUCUGCUGGGGGAGAAAUAUCACCAGGACCUGACUGUGCCUCCAGGCUACUGCACAGACUUCCUGCUUUGUGUGAGUAGCUCUGGUGCCGUGCUCCCUGUGAGGACUUAGGAUCCCUUUCUACCUUACCUGCCGCAGUCCUGCCCACAGGGCCAAGCUGCCUCUAACCCCAUAACCCAAAACCCUGCCCAAAGGGUGGUGCUGAUGCUAUGUGAAUGCUGGCAUUUCUGCUGAGAUGGCAGGGUGCUGCUUGGCUUCCGGGGUCUGAGGGAGAGGCAUCUGGGCCUCAUGUGCUACCAACUUCUGCUAUCCUUCGAGGAACUGGAGUCACAGAGGGGUGUGCCCCAGCUGAGUUACUUGAGGCAGAAGUUGCAGGCCUUGGGCCUCCACUGGGGGCCUGAAGGAGGGUGAGGGGUGUACUGGGGGGCUCAAGACAGACCCCCUGUGGGGGGUUGACUAUUUACACUUUGACUCCUUAUGUUUUGGUUUUUCAUUAAAGUCCUUUUCU
Molecule: messenger RNA, 1844 nt
Organism: Fukomys damarensis (Damara mole-rat)
Lineage: Eukaryota; Metazoa; Chordata; Mammalia; Rodentia; Bathyergidae
Gene: Fastk
Product: Fas activated serine/threonine kinase
Biological process (GO): regulation of mitochondrial mRNA stability; mitochondrial RNA processing
Cellular component (GO): mitochondrial matrix; ribonucleoprotein granule
Molecular function (GO): RNA binding
Source: RefSeq, a predicted model, not a curated record